AUGUUCAUCUUUGGCCUAGAAAUGCACUACAGCACAUGUCCAUGGAUCGAUGACUUCUAUAGAGUGGAAAUUUUGCGCAGAGGUUACAGUUCGGUGGAGCCAUAUUUCGAGACACAGUGCGGCAUCAGCGGCUGGACACUUGCGGGGGUCUUCUCGUUGCUGUCGUGCGGUUUAUUUAUCGGCGAAGGACUGGUAAGCGCUUUUCUUCGAUCAAGUCCGGACCAACGUCGUGGAAAAACCAGUGAUCCCCUUUAG
Gongylonema pulchrum is the source of this 255-nucleotide messenger RNA. Lineage: Eukaryota; Metazoa; Nematoda; Chromadorea; Rhabditida; Gongylonematidae. The record is from the annotation of a GenBank genome assembly.